AUGACAGUCCCGUUGUUUAUGACAGUGCUCUCCUUACUGAAGAUGAAAGUCUCCAUUUAUCAUGUUCUAGUCCGUUUUCGACUCUUUGCGGGAUUUGGAUCUAUUCCUGGUGAUAUCCUUCGACCCAAGUCUAAAACCGCCCUCCUAAAGAAGUUUUUGUUUGGAAACUACACAAAACAGCAGUUAAACUUAUUUUACACUGUGGAAAAGCCCGGUAGAGCACCACAACGAAUAACUUCUGUAAAGACACAACAUUUCUCCCCUCGUGUCUAUGUAUACAUGGAUCAACUCAUUCUCCGUCAAACACGAACAAAAGACACGGGUAUAUACACUUGUAUGUAUCGUGGGCGUCCACGCAUCGUUUGGGCUGUUACCGUACGCGCUGCUGGCGAGGAGCCGUAUAGACAGACCAUUGCACCAAUGGUCUACCUAGAAACCAAUGAGACUGAUACGAACCCCCCUAAAUCAAUUAGGACGUUAGGAAGGAAAACUAUCAUUCCAGCCAAUAUCCAGAUAUUUACCUCGUGGGGUCCAUGGUCACCCUGCGUGCCGUGCGUGGCCCAGUUGCCCCCGGGUAUACCCGAGCUCGGUUUCUUUGAGCGUGGUGGUGAGGGCUUCCAAAUGCGCGUGGGCACCUGUUAUACGCGCAUGCUUGACGGUUUCUUCCCCGUGAGGCCCUACAAGCUGGCGCACUACGCCACGAAGCCGCUUCGACAGUUCGGUCGCUCUGGAUUGCCCUGUCGUUCCCAUCUCAUUGCCCGUGGGGUCAUGGAGUCAAGAAUUCAGGCGCUCAAGAAACGACCCAGUGAACUCAUCAUUCGACCCUGUUAUCGACCCUGUCCUGCUCCGAAAAACUCACGCCUCUACUCCUUCAUCCCCUUCACCCGAGGCAUGGUAAAGGCGAGCGCACUGGAGGCGGCCGAUGAGGUCGCAAAACCAUCGAUGAAACGGAUACGCAUUAAGGAUGGCGACAGUUUCGUCCUCUCCUGCCCCCUGCGGGGUACUGUUCACUCACCCAUUUCCUGGUUCCGCCUUCCUACCAGCAAAAGUGAGACCAACAAUCUCACUGCCACUGCACUCAUGGCGGGCGCGUUUGGCGCCUUUGGAACCCCCUCUGGCUGGCUAGCCUUCCACGCAGAACAGGUAAACCUAUCCACCCUGCUGGCGAAGUCACGUGGUAGGGUACGCCUCGACCCCGCCUACCACCUGAUUUAUGCUGAAGCCAAAUCGGCCAGCGAUGCCGCGGUGGACAGCGAGAGCGGGCUUUUGCCCGUCUUCCGUCUGGCCUGUGUGCAUGGAGACGCGCGCGGCAGCAACUUCAAGUGGUCCGAUUGGACAGGGGUACUCGCGGUGGAGACGAUUGUGCGGUGGUCACAGUUGGAGGUUAUUACGGGUUUGAGCACUGCGGUAGCUGUCCUUAUGCCUGCAUUCCUUUCACUUGCAACUGUCUGUAUGGCUGUCAAGUGUCUGGCCGAUGAAAGGAAGGCUGCUAUGCGAGCUGCUGCAGCAGGAAGAACCCAAAGACCCAAAAUAUGA
This is a messenger RNA of Echinococcus granulosus, 1536 nucleotides long. RefSeq lists its product as hypothetical. The transcript has 4 exons. The record is from RefSeq and is a predicted model, not a curated record. Lineage: Eukaryota; Metazoa; Platyhelminthes; Cestoda; Cyclophyllidea; Taeniidae. Bases 1 to 1536 code for a protein of 511 amino acids.